AUGUGAUUGCUAGUCGUUGCUCAUUAUACAAAAUCGAGUAGGAAACUUACUUUCCUAUAUUUAGCAAACGAUGUCAUCCAGAACAGUAAGAGGAAGGGUCCUGAAUUUACUAGGGAAUUUGAAUCUGUUCUUGUGGAUGCUUUUUCUCAUGUUGCCAGAGAAGCAGAUGAGGGCUGCAAAAAGCCCUUGGAACGAUUGCUUAACAUCUGGCAAGAAAGGAGUGUGUAUGGCAGUGAGUUCAUACAGCAACUGAAACUUUCUAUGGAAGACUCCAAUAGCCCCCAAACUAAAGUUGCAGAGGAGAAGAAGUCUUUAAAGCGGACUUUUCAGCAAAUACAAGAGGAGGAAGAUGACGAUUACCCUGGGAGCUACUCACCCCAAGACCCUAGUGCUGGGCCAUUGCUGACUGAGGAUUUGAUCAAAGCCCUACAAGAUCUGGAAAACGCAGCAUCAGGAGAUGCAACAGUGCGGCAAAAAAUUGCUUCCCUGCCUCAGGAAGUUCAAGAUGUUUCAUUACUGGAGAAAAUUACAGACAAAGAGGCAGCCGAACGUCUUUCGAAGACCGUGGACGAAGCAUGCCUGUUACUAGCAGAGUACAAUGGCCGUCUGGCAGCAGAGCUGGAGGACCGGCGCCAGCUGGCACGCAUGCUGAUCGAGUACACCCAGAAUCAGAAGGAUGUAUUGACAGAGAAAGAGAAGAAGCUAGAAGAAUAUAAACAGAAGCUUGCUCGGGUAACCCAGGUCCGCAAGGAGCUGAAAUCUCACAUCCAGAGCCUUCCAGAUUUGUCACUGCUGCCCAACGUCACAGGAGGUCUGGCACCUCUGCCGUCUGCUGGUGACCUGUUUUCAACAGACUAGAAUAAAUGGUGUCUCCCAGUUUCCAAUAUUACCAGCGGAAAUAAGAAGACUGGUGGUGACUGGAAAUCCAGUCUUCCAAGAUCUACAGUAGGAAGGAACUUGCAGACCCUGCUUUCAACCUCUUGGCUGCUCAUGCUCACCCUCUCUCUGUGUACACCGGCUCACGUUGAGGGGAGGAAAAAAAAAGCGAGUUUUUGUGAGCUCUAAAGGGAGUGGGGAUACUCCAUAUAGGCAAACUUUUCUCAUCUUUUUCCAUACUCUUUAGUUGCUGUUUGCUCUUAGCACUUGUUACCCCCACAAAAGUAAUGAGAAUCAUGUACAUACAUACCUACAAAAUUUUCAAAGAAAGGUUGACCAUAUAGCAUUUUUUCUCUGUAAAAGUACCAUAUUAUUUCUGAA
This is a messenger RNA of Balearica regulorum gibbericeps (East African grey crowned-crane), 1257 nucleotides long. Lineage: Eukaryota; Metazoa; Chordata; Aves; Gruiformes; Gruidae. The record is from RefSeq and is a predicted model, not a curated record.